AUGCUCAAGGGCAAAAAGAAGGAUAAAGAUGGAAAAGAGAAGGCGGAAAAAGAUAAGGAAAAAGAAAAAGAUUUGAAGAAAGAAAAGAAGAAGGAAGAGAAGGAACAAAAGGAACAGAAAGAACAGAAGGAGCAGAAAGAGAUUCCGACGAUACGUACCGAGGACACAAGU
Molecule: messenger RNA, 171 nt
Organism: Cylicostephanus goldi
Lineage: Eukaryota; Metazoa; Nematoda; Chromadorea; Rhabditida; Strongylidae
Source: the annotation of a GenBank genome assembly